Molecule: messenger RNA, 6919 nt
Organism: Procambarus clarkii (red swamp crayfish)
Lineage: Eukaryota; Metazoa; Arthropoda; Malacostraca; Decapoda; Cambaridae
Product: connector enhancer of ksr
Molecular function (GO): protein binding
Source: RefSeq, a predicted model, not a curated record
GUGGUGGUGUUGGCAGUAGUAGAGACAGGGAGGGACAUGGUGGACGAGAGAGGGAAUGGCAUACGUCAAUGUGGUGGAAUGGUGCCCUGACCAAGUCUCGGAGUGGCUCAAAGGUCUGGAUGAAGCCAUCUUGCCUUAUAUCCACUACUUUGUCAACAACCAAGUUGAUGGCAAAAGGUUGCUUCAACUGAGCCCCGAUGACUUGCCCUCUCUCUCUGUCACCAAGAUUGGCCACCAGGAGAUCAUUCUUCAGGCUGUUGAGCUUUUGCGUAUUAUUCACUACCAACUAAACCAGGAGAAUGUCCAGUAUAUGGCCCUGCGCUUGAGCUCCAAAGCACGAAGCAUAUACAAUGAGCUACGACAGACGGCCUCCUCAUUCAGGAAUGGAGGAGGGAGUGCUGGGGAGGAAGAGGAGGGUGAGGAUGAUGAAGAAGGGGCUGAAAGGAGAAAUGCCAAAAAGAGACAAGAGAGGGUGUCUACAGCCAUCAUUGCAGGGGUGGCUGAUGUGCUCUCCUCAGUUAAGGGUCUCAUGUCUUGGCUCAACAGGCAACCUUUUGAAGGCCAGGAAAAGUAUGAUUGCCUUAAGAGUGACCUGGUGGAGCUGAGCAUUCGACUUGCAACCAUUGCCCAGCGUGACAUGUUUGCUGAGAACCAAGCCACCAUCAUUCUCCAGUUGUGCCUUAGGCUUGCUGUCAUAUCAGAUAAAAUCAUCCAGGAGUACAGUGACCCUCUGAUUAUUCAACCUGCCACUCUGGACAUUGCCACCAUGAAGAAGAAGGCUGAUGACGAGUGGGGAUUAGGGUUGCUGUCAUCUUACCACGGUGUCCACCAGGUGUCAGAAGUACGAGCACUGAGUCCGGCUUACCAGUGCGGCAAACUGCAGGAGGGGGAUGAGCUGGUGCAAGUCAACUACCAGACUGUUAUUGGCUGGAGUCCUCAUAAGGUGGCAGCAAUUAUGCAAGAAUUCCCUGUCGAAGUCAUCUUAACGGUAAAGAAACGCCCUCGGCAUGCUAACACUGUAACCCAAAUAUACUUGAAGCCCAUGCGGCUUCCCAGCAAAAAACGCACUUACUCUCCGUGGGCUAAUUCGUUGGCUGCCUCACCCCGUUACGACCUACAGAGCAUCCCUAAUCUACAACUGUCGGUGUCAGUAGACAAGAUGCCUUUGAGGCGUGAAGAGAACCUGGUACGGCGUCCUAAAUCCAUAACUCCUCCUCCACAGCAGGCAGCACCAUCGCCACAGCCUCCACCGUCUCUUGGCGAUGUACCGAGCACCACAUCGGACAGGGAGUCGGAAGCCUCUGACUCUGAGGAUGAUCCGUUCUUGUCUGACAGUGACCUUGCCGGCACAUCUCCUGUCAGUGUGCGUCUAUACCACCCAAAACCUCGUGCACCAGUGCAGCGUCGUGCCACAAUACCUGGAGCCACCACCAGACCUUCUCUCAGCUUUGACCAGCUUUUGCAGGAUGUGAAAUGGAUUCGUGGGGGCCGGGGUGGAUUUAUUGAGGGCUCUGACCCAUCGGACCCAGAUUUGUUAAGAGGAUCUGGUGGGUCGGACCGUGUUGCCCGUCCGCACACUUGCAUAGGCACUGAAAAUAAAAUCAGGCUGAUAAGAGAAAGGAAGGAAGCAAUGCUCAAAGAAGGUGGACAGGUAGAAUGUCCUGUGAAGGAAGGUGGAGGCAAGUCAGCUGAUGACACAGGUGGCAAGAAUGGAAAGAGAAAUGCUGACCAAGAAUGUCUGUCAGGUGAAGAAAAAUAUGAAAAGAAAGUAGUCAACGUCAUACCACUGCCACCACGGAAGCCUACUAACUAUGGUGCAGCAACAGGAAGUCACACCUCCUCUCCUUCAGUGGCUCAUCGUCCACUGUUGACAGAGGACAAUACAAAUGGAAGAGUAGGAAGUCCAGCAUUAGUUGCACACGCUCAGUCACCUUCCUUGCAGUAUGGUACAGUCUCUCCCGAUAAGACCAUUAAUUCUAGCCGUGAGUCUGUGCAAGAUGUAUCUGGCAGGCCACGUCGUGUUUCUGAGGAUAGGCCCAAACUAGACAAGAGCCAUAGCACUCCAGCAUAUGAUCUAGAUGGGGAUGGUACACUACCUGGUGUCUCCACCUCACUCUCUAGCCACACUGAACGCUCGCCGGCCACCCUCAAAUCCCCGCACAGCACCAAACAUGGCUCGAGCUCAACCAACUUCUUCAGCAAACGUGAUUCGAAGACGUCACUAGCAGUCAUCUCUGGAGAUGUUACUCCUGUGAUCCCCCACCUGGGCAUCGCCUCUGGCAGGGACUCCCCUGGUGAGGUGCUGCCACCUGUCCCCGCCACCAUCAUAACCUCGGCAGUGAUGACCGUCGGGGCUGGUACUACAGAGCAUGUCAGGUCCCAGGUGGUGUUCCCCGUGGGGGCGGCCGUCUCGGAUCAAGCUUCUUCAGAGCUCGUUAAUAAAGCGGACGUUAAUUCUGGUGCCGGGGAGGUACACGGCAGUGGCGGUGCUGGUGGUGGUAACAGGAAACUUGGCUCUAGUGACGGUGGUUUUAUUAAUAGCAACGAUGGAAGAGUUAGUACAAGUAGCAGUGGGAUUAGUGGUGUUGAGAGCAUGAACAGUCAGCAAGUGGUUCCUUCCUCUGCCUGCCAACCCUCCACAUCCUCAGCAGCAGCAGUGGUGCUCAGGGAGACACGUAGCAGUUCCCCAUCUGUGUGGCGACGUGGUUUCCUGGUGUCAGAUCGUGGAAGUAGGAGAAUUUCUUGCCGUGAACUUGGCCAAGGAGACCAUCAAGGGUGGCUGCACCGUCGACGUGAUAACAAAGGAUUUCUCCUUCCACAUCGCUGGGAACGUCGUUGGUUCAUCUUGAAGAAGAACUACCUGUAUGGUUAUCGUGACCGUGAGGCUGUGCGGGCCGACUCCCUCAUAUACCUUCCGGGCUUCCAUGUGUGUCCCGCCACCGAUGUCAAGGCCAAGAAAUUUGCUUUCAAAAUAUAUCAUUCAAGCGGAGCCACGUUUUACUUUGCUUGUGACACGAGUGAGGAGAGGAGCCGAUGGAUGAGUCAGAUGGGCCUUUCGGCUAUUACCUCCCUUGCAUCCCAGAAUCGUCACCAGCACGUACACCAACAGCAAGGGGAAGAGGUCUACUACAGUGAAACUGACGAAGAACUUGAGGAGCGAUCAUCUCCUUCACGACGGUCGCCACAGUCUUCUCAGUCCAGGACGUCACCAAGCAAGGAGGCCGCUGGGGGAGUGUGGCGAGGAGGUUCGGCCAGUCCAUCCCGAGGCAGCCAGGGUCGUGGGACGUCCCUCAGCUCCUUGGCUGGCCUUGGUUCUAGUAAGAGUCAAGGACUACGGUUCCUGCAGCCUUCGAGGGAUCCAAUGAACCAACCUGUACCCACAGCAUCUUUCCGCAGUUAUAGGCGUGUGAGUGAGAGCAGCAGUCGUAGCACAUCCACGGGUGAUUUGCGAGGGGUCAAUAAAACUGAAGACAGUGGUGGCCAGGCAGAUAUAACUAGUACUGAAGGCACUUCUGGCCGACGAGUUACGAGGAAGAACAGCCUUCGUGAUCGCUUGCGGCAGCUGCCAGCUCCUUUCACCUUGGAGCGGCGACGACAGGCAACGAGCAGAGGCACACCAAAUGGCCAGGAUCAGCAAAAGCAAUAUAAGAAGCAGCAGCAUGAAGAGCAACUUGAACUGCAGCAGGAUGCUGAACUGAAGAGAGUAGAUGUGAAAGUAUCACAGGAAGGUAGCACAGGGCCUCUUCCAGAGAGCACUGAUUACUGCAUACCCAACUUAGAGCAACGUUCUGCAGAUGAUGGGCGUAGUAGUUUACAGGAAUCUUCUACUGUGGGUAAUCGCCAGCGUCCACAUUACAUGCUUCCGACCCGUGCUAGUAGUCAACACUCUCCAGUGAGACCUUCUUCUGUUGACCUGGACACCCGAAGUAGCCCAAGUAAAGUUGGUAAUGGUAGGUGGAAUGGUACUCCCCCACCCAGCGGUCGUUGUAGUCCUUCAAAAUUUGAAGUUAGUGGGAGGCGUGGGAGUAUUGGCGGAGAGUCUCCAGUGAGGUCAAGAUCGCCAAGAAGAGGUUCGCUUGACUGCUUGGCUUGGUCGCAUCCAAGAGCUCUUUCUCCUCCUAUAUCGCCUCUUCACACACCAACUCGUAGUUCACAUGGCUCAACCAGUAGUUUGCUUGCUUCAGAGGAAUACCGUGAGGGUUCUCCAGAAAAGCUGUGGAUCAACUCCCUUCGCAACGAUAAUUCCAGACCACGUGCAAAUUUACGUUCGUCUCCGGAGAAAAGGGAUGGAAGAUCACGAACUGGUUCUGGAGAGGUUCUCAUACCAGAUCGUUUGAAACGUGCUGCUCUCUAUCACCCUCCUCAGCUUCGUAAUAGAAAUGAUUCUAUGAGAGCUGCAUUUGAAUUAGCUUUGGAUCCCAGCAGUGGACAAGUAAUUCUAGACAACAGCAGAGAAGAUAGCAAGCCAGCAGCAGCAGCAGGUCCAGAGAUAUCGUCGGUCUCUUCACGCUACUUCACGGAGCAGUGGGUGCAGGGAGCAGCAACUCCCACCAAAAAGCCACAACAAAUAAGUAACAGUGGGAUGCUCGGUACACCUCGACCAGAAGUGCCUCCAAGAACAAAAUUCCUGUCGCCAAGUGAACGUACUCUUCCCACCUCUUCUCCCUCUGCUAGCAGUUCCACACUCGUGGCAAGUUCCUCAUCUCCCUCCUCUUGUUGUACCCGGUCUACCUCCAGUCUCUCUCAGUACUCGUCCUCUUCCCAGUCACGUGUGUCCAUCUCCUCUCUGCCUUACACAUCGCCUAACUCCCCGGCACAAGCCCAUAACACGAGUACAAAGCUUGUUCCAAGUUUAACCAUCAGGACACAUGCUGAAGAGUCGGAAACUAUUCGGACACCUUUGAAGCCUGCUAUGGGAGUGUCCAUGAUUGGAAAACAGAGAAGAACACCGAGUGUCUUGUCUCCUCGUGACAUAUUUUUUUCAACGCCUCCUUCGUCGCCUACGCCCACGAACCAACCUGCUGCUGUGUUGUCUCCCGGGUCAAGCAGCGUGUCUAGCAUAUCAACUACAGUUACUUACCCAAUAGCAAAUUUCCCACAUGGCUUGGUGGGGAAGACUUCAACUCCCACCAAGCUGCGCAACCAAAAAAUCCUUCCUCAUUACCCUGGCAUGGAGUACCCACCGGUGUUUGAGCCUGGUUCAUACUCUCUGUGUGGCAGUCCUCCAGAACAGUCGGUGUAUCAAAUGCCAAAUCUUCCCUCUCCCCACCAGACUGAUCAGCAGACAGCCCCACACCACAACUUUAGUGACAUGGCCACCUCCUGUGCUAGCAUUGAAACCCAUGUCAUGUUUACGGUUGGUCAGGCUGCUGCCUCGCCUGGAGUUACACAAGCAAAUAACAAGUCCACUUCUCCAGAUGUUUCAUUGCAGGAAUUACCGGGGAAGAGCAGUGAAGGUGGAAGCCAGCAAAAUCAGUGUGUGUCCAGUCACGAAUAUAAGACCCAAAGAAAUAUUCAUGUUGGCAGCUCCAUUGGGACUGCUGCACACCACAGUGUGCAUGUAAUAAUGCCAGUUCAGCCCAACUCUCACCAAAACCUGUAUGUAACCUCUCCAUCUGGAUCCACUUCUUUCCAGAAUUUAUAUGUGAGUGGCCCAGGCUCUGGCACUCACCAAAAUAUAUACGUAACAUCUCCAGUGUCUACAUCUCAUCAAAAUUUGUAUGUCAGUACUCAUCAGAAUGUGUAUGUCACCACUCCAGUACGACCUAACACUCAACACAACAUAUACGUGUCUUCACCAUCUAGGUCUGGCCCCAGACAAAAUAUAAAUAUGAGUAGCACUCCCGGCCGACCUGUAUCUGAGCCUGCGGAUGAAAGCAGCGAACGAGUAAAGUCUGUGUGCAACUUCAGCCCAAGUGCUGAAGGUCAAAACAAUGGCUCAAGUGGUUCCUGUAGGCCUCUGUCAAAGUCAUUAGUCCCACCAAGACUACGGCUUCCAGGGCCUCCCGAUUCUCCACCAAGUGAUGAUGAUUCUGAAGUAAAAAGUUCUUCGACCCAGACAGAGUCUUCGGCAUAAACGUGCAACAGCAGCUCGGGAACUACAGAGCCAGGUUGGCAAUAAUUAACCUGUGUGUUGGAGCUGCCAGGGCAGUAGGGCACCAGGUAUGUGUAUGUGGCAUUGGAAUGAAUGGUGCUCUGUCUAAAAUGUGAUCGCUCAACAUUAUCACUUCAGGUAAAUCUUUCACAAUCAAAAGUGAGAGUGCUGAGUUUUAUUGCUUUAAGAGUGCUUUCAUAGACUUAUGUUUAUAUAAAAUUUCUUGUUGUUGGAGUAUAAGAGAGAGGAAAGUUUGCAGCUGUACCUCGUAUUAUAUUAGCUGCACCACAUUAAUGAGUCGUGUAAGGAGGGAGUACUGGUUACCUUGAAGGUGAUAUAUUGAAUGAAUCUUUCUAGUUAACCUUAAAGGUAAUGUGUGAUGAUUGACCCCUCGUUACUUUGAAGGUGAUACAAUGAAUGCUCAUACUGUAUUGUGUGUAAAAGUUGUAUAUAUUUCUACAUUAGAUGAUCAUGUGAUAAUAGUUGGCAUUAUGCAUUGUUGAAUUUAAAAGUUAUCUUGUCACAAAUUACUGUAUAGGUAUGAAGUGUGAAGUAUAAGUUUUUAAUAGUAAAUUCUUAUUUGUAAAAGUAAUUAUUUAAGAGCUUAACAUUUUUAUUUUGUUGUGUUUCUUUCUUAGUUGUUGAAAUGUUUUAUACCAAUUCUGGGAUAUUCCCCAGGAAGCAGUCCACAGGUGAACAGCCUCAGUGUCUUAAGAAGGUGUCUGUGUUGAGAAUCUCCCUAGUUAAAGGUUAUCUGUGCUGAUGAGCCACUGAUAUGGGCUUGAAAGAUAAAAUGUAUCCUGACAAGUGUGUUACUGCAGUCAG